Vombatus ursinus (common wombat) is the source of this 1522-nucleotide messenger RNA. Its product is annotated as minor histocompatibility antigen H13. The transcript is spliced from 12 exons. Gene Ontology annotation, cellular component: lumenal side of endoplasmic reticulum membrane; cytoplasmic side of endoplasmic reticulum membrane; membrane. Gene Ontology annotation, molecular function: aspartic endopeptidase activity, intramembrane cleaving. The record is from RefSeq and is a predicted model, not a curated record. NCBI's taxonomy places the organism in Eukaryota, Metazoa, Chordata, Mammalia, Diprotodontia, Vombatidae. Gene Ontology annotation, biological process: membrane protein proteolysis. The coding region runs from base 17 to 1186 and encodes 389 amino acids.
CGCAACAGCCGCAGCGAUGGACUCGACCCUUAGCGAACCCCACAAUGGCAGCGGCCCCGCCGAGUCCCCCGCGGCCCCCAGCGCAGCCAACGGCACGGCGCGGCCGCCCUCCACCCCCGAGGGCAUCGCCCUGGCCUACGGCAGCCUCCUGCUCAUGGCGCUGCUGCCCAUCUUCUUCGGGGCCUUGCGCUCGGUGCGCUGCGCCCGCAGCAAGAAUGCCUCAGAUAUGCCAGAGACCAUUACCAGUCGAGAUGCUGCCCGGUUUCCCAUCAUCGCUAGCUGCACACUCUUAGGCCUCUACCUCUUCUUUAAAAUCUUCUCUCAAGAGUACAUCAACCUCUUGCUCUCCAUGUAUUUCUUCGUGCUGGGGAUCUUGGCUCUCUCUCACACCAUCAGCCCCAUCAUGAACAAGUUCUUCCCAGCAAAUUUUCCCAACAAGCAGUAUCAGCUACUCUUCACACAAGGCUCAGGGGAGAAUAAGGAAGAAAUUGUCAAUUAUGAAUUUGACAGCAAGGAUCUCGUGUGCCUGACCCUGAGCAGUAUCAUCGGCGUCUGGUACCUGCUGAGGAAGCACUGGAUUGCCAACAACCUCUUUGGCCUGGCCUUCUCCCUCAACGGAGUGGAGCUCCUGCACCUCAAUAAUGUCAGCACAGGCUGCAUCCUGCUCGGAGGCCUCUUUGUCUACGACAUCUUCUGGGUCUUUGGCACCAAUGUGAUGGUAACUGUGGCCAAGUCCUUUGAGGCACCGAUAAAAUUGGUUUUCCCCCAAGACUUGCUGGAAAAGGGGCUGGAGGCUGACAACUUUGCCAUGCUGGGGCUGGGAGACGUCGUCAUUCCAGGUAUCUUCAUUGCUCUGCUUCUGCGUUUUGACAUCAGCCUGAAGAAGAACACACACACAUACUUCUACACCAGCUUCGUGGCAUACAUCUUUGGCCUGGGCCUCACUAUCUUCAUUAUGCACGUCUUCAAACAUGCCCAGCCGGCAUUGCUCUAUCUGGUCCCUGCCUGCAUUGGAUUCCCCCUGCUGGUGGCACUGGCAAAGGGAGAGGUCACGGAGAUGUUCAGUUACGAAGAGACAAAUGACAAGGAGAAGGAGCCAGCCAGCGAGUGCAAAGAGGGAACACCGAUAUCGUCGUCGUCGUCGUCGUCGUCAACUCCCUCUGAGACGGAAAAGAAGGAGCAGUAAGGGUGGGCUUGGAGCCGGGGUUGGGGCCCUCCUGCCACCAGUGCAGGAGCUGUGGGAGACAAAGGCCCUGUAGAGCUGGGUGUUGAUGUUCUAGGCCUCAGGCCAGGCCUCUCCUGUCCCUUCUCCCUCUUGAGCCCAGCCAUGGAUUUUCUCUCUUUGUUUCUGGUCGUGUAUCUCCUGUGUCCUCCUUCCCAGCAUGGGGCAGAGAAACCCCAGCUACCUUUUGUGGGGAGGGUGAUGGGUGGUGAGAGGGCCUGGUUUUUAAAUUUUUUUGUAUUACCGUGAAUCCCUCUCUCUCACAUUAAAAGUCUAUGUCAAGUGAAAAGUGAGAACCAA